Messenger RNA from Pelobates fuscus (common spadefoot toad), 4671 nucleotides. RefSeq names its product ligand of numb-protein X 1 (gene LNX1). Lineage: Eukaryota; Metazoa; Chordata; Amphibia; Anura; Pelobatidae. The record is from RefSeq and is a predicted model, not a curated record. Gene Ontology annotation, molecular function: metal ion binding; protein binding; ubiquitin-protein transferase activity. The coding region runs from base 255 to 2471 and encodes 738 amino acids. Gene Ontology annotation, cellular component: cytoplasm. The transcript is spliced from 11 exons. Gene Ontology annotation, biological process: ubiquitin-dependent protein catabolic process.
CUGGAAUGGACACCUACGUUUAACAGAGUAAUGACUUUCCUGGUUCCAGAAGUCAGAACAGGCAGACCUGACUCCAGCAGUUAGAGGUAUCGUGAUUAAGACCAGGCCGACUCAGUGGUGCACUUUGAAGCAAAAGGAUCCACUGGCUAUAAUUUACACACUAGCCUAGUGUUGAAGAUUGAUUUCAGACAAGCUCUCCAUAAAUAUUUUUACACCAGGUGUCAACCUUUUGUGGGUCUAUCUCUGUUAACAACAUGGAGUCGAUUGAUACCAUUGAAGUGUUGGAUGUGGACAUCCCAGAGUCUGUGUGUACUAUAUGUGGACAGCAGCACUCUACAGAAGAAAACCAUUCUUACACCUAUACAGAAGAAGUGGACGAUGAUUUAAUUUGCCAUAUCUGUUUGCAUGCCCUCAUACAGCCUCUGGAUACACCAUGUGGCCAUACAUACUGUACUCUUUGCCUCACCAACUUCCUAAUGCAUGAGAACUUCUGUCCAGUGGAUCGGAAGCAUGUCAUGCUACAGACUUGCAAAAAGUCCACUAUUCUCGUAAAGAAUCUUCUGGAUAAGCUGCCGGUGGUCUGUCCUUUUACGGAAUAUUGUACAGAAGUGUUCCCGAGGUGUGAACUUGAGGAUCACUUCAUAAAUAGGUGUAAAGGAGCCUCACAUUAUGGGUUAACCAAGGAACGCAAGCGACGCUCACAGGACGGUUCCCCAGACUGCAGUUCCUCGCUGGAUUUAACAGUAGCAGCUGUCUCCCCAGAACUGUCAGCAGCUGUAGCCUUAGCAAAUGAUGAAACAGGUCAAGACAACCCUGCCUUUAGUUCCUCUACAGGAGACAGCCAUUUGGGGAAUGGAUCUGAAGAACAUUGCAGAAUUAAUAGGAACAGAAAUCGUAACUUUGAGCGCUCUACAGUCAGGAGUCUAUCUUUUAAAAAACUGAACCGAGCUUUCAGCGUUCUCCGAAGAACAAAGAGUGGAAAUGCAGUUGUACAUGCCGCUGACAGGCAACGGGGGAACCUGCAAAAUGCAAAUGUCACAGAAGAUUGUGUUGUGCUUCCCAGACUAUAUCACCUGAUUCCAGAUGGAGAAAUUACUUGUAUAAAAAUCAACCGUGCAGAGCCUACUGAAAGCCUCGGGAUACGGAUUGUGGGUGGCAAUGAAACACCUCUUCUCCACAUCAUCAUACAGCAUAUUUAUCAAGAGGGGGUAAUUGCUCGUGAUGGGAGACUUCUUCCCGGUGAUAUGAUAUUGAAGGUAAAUGGCAUUGACCUUAGCAGUGUACCUCACACCUACGCACUUUCUGUACUCAGGCAACCUUCACAAGUGUUAAGACUCACAGUUCUCAGAGAACAGCGGUACAAAUGCAGAAGCAACGGUGUCUCCGUAGACCCACACGGCACCAGAGAAGACAGUGUACAUGUUGUGCUAAGCAAAAGCAGCCAUGAUGUGCAGCUGGGAAUCAAGCUAGGCCGCAAACGCGACGAGCCUGGAAUAUUUAUUUUUAAUUUGCUGGAAGGAGGUGUUGCUGCACGAGAUGGCUAUUUGCAGGAGAACGAUCGUGUUUUGGCAGUUAAUGGUCAUGAUUUGCGUACUGGCACUCCAGAAAUUGCAGCUCAACUUAUACAGGCCAGCGAGGAGGGGGUGUACUUUAUUGUUUCACGGCAGACCAGACAUCAGACCCCUGAUAUCUUGCAGGAGGCUGGGUGGCAUAACAACGGCAACCCUCCAACAUGCCCAAACGAGCGAAAUCAUUUUAACAAGAAUGGAUAUCGUAACUCCUUGUGUCACGAGAAGUUGGUGAAUAUUGUGAAAGACCACACAGAGUCUCUGGGAAUGACCGUGGCUGGUGGUGUAUCCAACUGGGAAUGGGACCUGCCUAUAUUUGUUACAAGUGUAGACCCUGAUGGAGUGAUUGGAAGAGACGGGAGAAUAAAAACAGGAGAUAUUUUACUGAAUGUAAAUGGCAUUGAUCUAACAGGAGUAAGCCGCAGCGAGGCUGUCUCUUUACUGAAAAAUUCUUCCUCUUCCUCUGUGGUUCUGAAAGUCUUGGAAACAAUAGAACAUGAGCCUGAAGAGGACAAUAGCAGCAACGCCCUGUCCAUGGAUUCUGUUCAGAACGACGUAGUGAACAGGGAAUGGUCACCUGGUUGGGUCAUGUGGUUGAAGCUACCUCGGUAUUUGUACAGCUGCCGGGAGGUUGUGCUGAGGAGGAAUCCAGCUGGCAGUCUGGGAUUCAGUAUAGUAGGCGGCUCGGAGGACUACAGCAGGGACAAACCAUUCUUUAUUAAAUCCAUACUGGAGGGAACUCCCGCUUACAACGAUGGACGAAUCAGGUGUGGCGACAUCCUUCUUGCUGUGAAUGGCCGAUGCACAUCAGGGAUAUCGCAUGACUGCUUAGUUAGAAUGCUAAAAGAAAUCAGAGGAAGAGUUCUUCUCACAAUCGUGUCAUGGCCUGGUUCCUUAUUGUAGACCACCUCUCAUUCAGCAAACCUACUGCCAUGCUGUAAAGCACAUUCCACGUAUAGUGUACUUAACACCCGUAUUUGUUAACACUUGCGUCUGUUGUCAGAUUUGGAUAUAUAUGGCGAUAUAUAACACCGGUGUGUUAUUUGUGCAUGUAGGAAAAUCACAGCCUUGAAAUUCCAUAGGUCAAGCACUUUUACAUCUUCAUUAAGAGCGAUAUAACCAUCUAGAUGUGCUUUAUAUGUUUCUUUGUUGUCUGUUAACGUUUUUUCAAAUGGUCUGGUUUUGUUCCUCGUUUUGGCUAGUCGAUCUUACACACCAAUAACACUCAGUUUGUUCUACUAAAAUCAUUAAGUCGGUCAUCUUGAACAUGUGCCAGUGACCUGCGCUAAAUGUAAAAUGUUAUCCUAGAGCAGUGAUGGCGAACAUUUUUGAGCCCGAGUACCCAAACCGAAAUACAAACCAACUUUUUCCCCUCUAAGUGCCAACACGGCAAUUAAACACAACAAUUAUACACACUGUCACUCACUGAUUCAGACACUCACUGAUACACUUACACAUUGACACCAAUAUUGACACACGCAUACUCACUGACACUCACAGAUAUACACUGACACUCACACACACUCACUGACAGACACAUAGUGACAGACACACACACUCAUAAACACAAUCACAGACAAACACAGACACACACUCGUACAAAUUUCCCCCAACACUCACAAAUUGCUAUCAUUAUUUUUUUAUUUUAUUUUAAUUUAACUCCACCCAGCCUCCAUGAGAGAUCUGGAGUGGAUUACUCACCUGGUGGUGCUGCAGGGGCUGCUUGUGCUGCUGGACAGGCAGGCAGGGGGCGAACUGGCAGAGUAGGCAUCAAGGGAGCUCUAAUCUUCCUGCUCAGCUCCCUCGCGUGCCGCUUAGUGAUGACGGGAGCUGGUCUGAUGUCAUAGUCCGUCUCCCGGCAUCACUAAGUGGCGCGUGAGGGAGCUGAGCAGUAGGAGCUCAGACUACAGCACUCCUUCGCCUCAAGCCCGCAAAUCAAGCUGCCGUCUGCCUUGGGGGAUGCCCAAAGGUGGCCAGCCGGCCAGCUCUUGGGUCCCCCCCGUCAGGACACAAGGCUAACAAGGCAGUGCCGCACAAGGCAAAUGCCUUGUUAGCCUCGCGGUGAAUACACCACCCUACCAGCAACCUGUGGCCACAUGCUCACAGAGAGGUCUCGGCAUACCAGCUGUGGCACGUGUGCCAUAGGUUCGCCAUCACUGUCCUAGAGUCAUGCAGUGGAAGAAAUUACAUUAUGACAUGCUGUUUUAACCAGUGCAGAAUCUUUUUGAAAAGAACUUAAAAAUCACUUUGAAUUCUCACUUUAGUAAAUAACACUCUUAGUGUUCACCAAGGACAGAUUAUCCUUUUUAUUACUGGGGUGUUUAUUGGCCAAGCCACCAAUCAUUAUAAAAGAGAGGUAGCCAUGUUUGAUCCUUAUACUGGUAUGUCAUUGUUUGGUGCACUGUCUGAGCACUGCCGUCAGAUAAUACUUAGGGAACUCAGGGAUGUAUGUAAUAAAUGGAUGCUAUACACACAUAAUCUAAAGAGUCAGUGAAGGCUGGCAUGUCCUAUCCAGUCUGUGGAAUCUUGACAUUAUUUAAAAUUGUGCAGUUAAAUGAAUUGCAAAAAAAAGUUUUAUUUUAACUUUAUCUUUAGUUUUUCUUCUAUAAAAAGAGCUUUGUUUCCCAAAUUGCACAUAGUAGAGACCAGGGUAGUGUUUUAAAAUGAUUUUACCAUUUAAUAACUUUUACAACUAUGGAAGAGAUACUACUGUAUUGUAAAACAAAUCACAGAUAUAGUUUUGUGUGUGUGUGUGUGUGUGAAGAAAAAGUGUUUGCUAUGGCACAGGCAUCACAUAUAAAUAAUGUCCUUAAUCUAGUGUCCACUCAUACAAUCCUAUGACCAAAUUUAUUAAACUAGUACCUCAGGCUAGAUCUGACAGAUUUAUUUAUUAUUCAAAUAACAAAACAACUAAUCCAAAAUAAUAAAAUGUGAGAAAGUUACUGCACAACAGAGUUUUAUUGACAACGCCGGAGUAUCUAGAAGUUGUGGUUUAUUUGUCUGCUUUUCAUACAUGAAAAUUGAACUACAACUCCCAAUCAGAUUUACGAUGGAGAAAUAAUGCAGGUUAGGAGGAGGGGUGGACAGACAUUUUAAAACGUGG